UGUCAGGGGACGUGUAAAGUUAUUCAUUACGGAAACGGUUUAAGAAGCAAGGAGAAGAUGGCGGAAAAACAGGUUUUGUUUUGAGACUGCAGCUAGUGAGUCGGAUGAAACAACUAAUCGUACAGAAAGAUCCUUUCAAGCAGAUGAAGGAUCUCAACCAGCUCAAGAAUCAACUGGAAGAUAUCCAGAAGCGUGUGGAGACCGAAUUUGCAGCAGGAAUUCCACAGGGGGGCUCUGUGCUGGCAUCUCCCUUUUUGAAGGGGUUCCUGGCCGGGUACGUGGUGGCCAAGCUCCGCUCCUCAGCUAUCAUAGGAGUGCUACUAGGAACAUUCACAGGCAUCUAUGCUGCACAAAACUAUCAGGUGCCCAACAUUGACAGCACUCUGAAGGACUAUAUGAGUUUGUUUAGAAAAGGACCAAAGUAAUGGGAAGAACCAGGCCUAGGCGUCAUCUUCUAACUGCCUAAGGUUAAGGACACAACCACCACUUCUGUAGAUGCUCCCUUUUCAGAGGCUCUCUAUUGUGUAUACAGCACAAAGAACAUGUGGAUUUAACUGGAUUUUGACGUGUC
Molecule: messenger RNA, 571 nt
Organism: Oncorhynchus tshawytscha (Chinook salmon)
Lineage: Eukaryota; Metazoa; Chordata; Actinopteri; Salmoniformes; Salmonidae
Product: SLC35A4 upstream open reading frame protein-like
Exons: 3
Coding region: 105-425 (106 amino acids)
Source: RefSeq, a predicted model, not a curated record